AUGGCUUGUCAAGGAAUCAUUCCCGAGUUUGGCUUCGGAGCAAACUCUAAUGCAAUGUUGGGGGAGGACAAUCAAAACGUCCAAGCCCAGCAUGUAGAAGAAAUCGGUGAAAUCGAAGUAACCAACACCGGGGGACCCCGCGCGAGCAUCACUCACAUCACCCAGACGGUAACCCCGGGAAACAAUGGUGCUGGACCCUCAAAUCCAGCUCCACCUCAGAACAUCUCGGCGCUAUUAGGGCUACCUGAAGGUGAAACUCCAUCCUCUUGGUACGCCAAACAAAUUGCAACCAUCAAUGCCGCGUAUCAAUCUUUGAGCGCACAACAAGCAGUUUUACAAGCAGAGCCAUCUUUGAGGAAUCAUGAGUAUUACAAGCCAAGACAGCGCAUCGCACAUAGCGAAGAAGCAGAACGAGACUUCAGCCUCGCCUACAGGCCGGCCGAAGCUGCAGAACACUCAAAGUUCAUUCCGAAGAUCGCUCUAGCACCAUUGACAAAAGAAAAGUUGCCUCCAACAGUCGGGAAAUUCAACGGCCUAACUGAUCCAGACGAUCACGUUAGAGUAUUCACAAGUGUUGGCGUUAUGGGAGGUUGGAAUAUGCCAAUGUGGUGUCACUUGUUUAUCCAGACGUUUACGGGGGCUGCUCACGCCUGGUUCGACAGCCUUCCGCCUGGAAAAAUCAGCUCAUGGGUUGAUUUCAGAACACAGUUUGUUAACCAUUUCAGCCAACAAAGACGUUACCAGCGCGACACAGCCGAGGUAACAGACAUCUGGCGAAGAGAGAACGAGGGAUUGGAAGACUUCAUCACUCGAUUUAACAAAGAAUGUUUGGAGAUUGGCGGUGUAAGUGAGCAACUCAUGCGCGCUCAUUUUAAGAAGGCCAUCCGCUGUGAUAGUCUCAUCAGAACUAUCACCGGAAAAGAUGGAAUGCCCAAAGAAUGGGAUAAGCUCAUGGAAGCUGCAAAAAUAGUUGCGCAAACUCAAGAGUCGUUGGCCGGUAACAAGAACUCUUAA
Molecule: messenger RNA, 1014 nt
Organism: Helianthus annuus (common sunflower)
Lineage: Eukaryota; Viridiplantae; Streptophyta; Magnoliopsida; Asterales; Asteraceae
Exons: 2
Coding region: 1-1014 (337 amino acids)
Source: RefSeq, a predicted model, not a curated record